UUAUUGGGCUCAACCUUCCAUAUGAUCUCCCUUGCAUCAGACAUAUCAUCAAGCUUAGAGAGGAAAAGAUGACUAGGAUUCCAAUGGAAGUGUUGCACUCAGUUCCAACUACACUGCUUUACUCAUUAGAAGCAAUAGAAGCUGAUUUGGUGCAAUGGGAUAGAAUUCUGAAGCUGCAAUGUAGGAAUGGAAGUAUCUCAGAUUCACCUUCAGCUACUGCUGCAGCAUAUUUGAACACUAAUGAUGAAAAGUGCCUUGAAUACUUAACAUAUAUUGUGAAGAGAUUUCAAGAUUGUGCACCUUUUUUGUAUCCAGUUGAUACUUAUGAGCGUUGUUGGAUGAUUGACACAAUCCAACGGCUAGGAAUAGAUCAUCACUUCCACAAAGAAAUUCAUAAUACUCUCGACUUCUUAUACAGAAUGCUCCGAAAAGAUGGUCUAGCAUGGGGAAGCGAUGCCAGUGUAACUGAUCUUGAUGAUACAUGUAUGGGUCUUAGACUUUUAAGGUUACAUGGCUAUCCCAUAUCCUCUGAUAUGCUAGAGUACUUCAGGGAUGAUGAAGGCAAUUUCUUAUGCUUGAAGGGUGAGACGCAUAAAGGAAUAUCUGAUUUCUUCAGCUUGUACCGCUUCUCCCAAAUUGCAUUUCCGGGAGAGAAUAUACUGAAACAUGCUAAAAAAUUAGCCGAGCAACAUUUGAUGAAGAACAUCAAAGGCCAUCAAGCAUUUGACAAGUGGGCUAUAAAGAAAGCCCUACAUCAGGAGGUUGAGUGGGCAUUAAGAAAUCAAUGGAUGAAGUGUCUUCCAAGGCUUGAAGCUCAAGAGUACAUUAGAAAUUACGGCGAAAAUGAUGUUUGGAUUGGCAACACUAUCUAUAGGAUGUAUAAUAUCAAUAAUCCAAAAUACUUGGAACUUGCCAAGUUGGAGCACAACAAGUUGCAUUCCAUGCACACAGAAGAAGCUAAUUCAAUACUUUUAUGGUGGAAUUCUUAUGGCUUUGACGAUCCUCUUAUCACCCAACUAAACCCGAAGGAGAUUCACUUAUCAAUAUGUGCAGCUUUAUGUGAGCCAAAGUUUUCAACUGCUAGGAUUACUUAUACAAAAUGGAAUUGCAUCGAAAGCAUGCUAAAAUAUAUGUUUGAAAGCCACCACUCCAUUGAAGAGCUAAAAUUAUUUUCACAUGCAAUAAAUGAAUGGAAACCUUCAUUGGUGCAAGUUCUCCCAACCCAAUUGAAACGAGUAUUCAUGGGAACUUAUGAUACCAUGAAUGGCUUGGCAAUUGAAGGAAAGGAUGUCCAAGGAAUAGAUGUCUUCCCCUACUUACAUGAUCUAAGGAAAAAACAAGUGCAACAAUACCUAAUGUUUAGAGAAGUUAAAGACAAAAAGCAGUUCAAAAACUUUGAAGAUUAUGUACAUCAAGUUAAGAGAGGCAUUGCAGUUGCCAUAAGAUUAGUACCAGCGAUGUUCCUCAUGGGAGAUGUUGCACCUGAUAAGGUUCUCAAACUUUUGGAUCAGAAAUCAACAAUUCUGGAUUAUUUGGAUACAUACAUUGCAUUAAUGAAUUUGGUGACUGAGGAAAGAGUUGCAAUUAGCCUUUACAUGAAAGAACAAAACUAUUCUGUGCAAGAGGCCAAGGCUUUCCUAGAAGAAAAGAUUGAUGAGACAUUUGCUAAUUUAACACAAGAAUACCUGAAGCCCAAUAAUCAUAUUUCACAUUUCCAUCGUAGAUUGAUCUUUGAACAUGGCAGAAUUUUUAGAUUUUUUCUCAAUAGAAGUAGUAAUGACCCAAUUUUUGAUGGGAUUGAGAAAAUUUAUAAGCAAGUGUGAACAAUUCACGAUGGCCAGUUAUUUCCAUUGGAUGCAUCAUAAUAUAAUUGAAUGCUUAAUUUUCAA
This is a messenger RNA of Phalaenopsis equestris, 1889 nucleotides long. Its product is annotated as bifunctional abietadiene synthase, chloroplastic-like. The record is from RefSeq and is a predicted model, not a curated record. Gene Ontology annotation, molecular function: terpene synthase activity; magnesium ion binding. Gene Ontology annotation, cellular component: chloroplast. Lineage: Eukaryota; Viridiplantae; Streptophyta; Magnoliopsida; Asparagales; Orchidaceae. Gene Ontology annotation, biological process: gibberellin biosynthetic process. The coding region runs from base 69 to 1823 and encodes 584 amino acids. The transcript is spliced from 11 exons.